UUAAGGAUCAAAGGGCGGGGGUGUGCUUUAUGACUUUCAAACCAUCAGAUUACGGAUGAAGAUGAAGGGAACCGUGAGUGAUGCGUGCCACUCUGUUAAGGUGGUAGAAGGAAGUGCGGCUUUCCAAGACGUGAUUGAUAACCAUAUUUAUGAGCAAACUCUGACGCAGAAGAGUGCCUUCUUUGUAGCAGACCUCGGGGUUGUUUUGUGGCAGCAUGUUCGGUGGAGAACUCACAUGGACUGGAUCCGACCUUUCUACCCGGUCAAAAGCAACAGCAGCCCCGUGAUAAUUGAGCUCUUGGCAGCUCUAGGAACUGGUUUUAUUUGUGCCAGUAAGCGUGAACUCGAAUUGGUGAGAGGUCUUGGUGUCUCAUCUAAGGACAUCAUUCUUAGCAGUCUGUGUAAGCAGCUCUCCCAAAUCAAGUAUGCAGCAAAAAAUGGCAUUGACCUGCUGGUGUGUGACAAUGAGGUCGAGUUGCGUAAGAUUGCUCGCAGCCACCCCGGAGCAAAGUUACUAUUGCAGGUUGCUGUGAUGACUGGUUGCCAGGAAGAGGAGGAGACAGCUAUGUCAUUGGGUUGCUCUCUGAAGGACUGCAGACACUUGCUGGAGUGUGCUAAGGAGCUUAGUCUGCAGGUGUCAGGAGUCAAGUUUCAAAUCCCCCGCCACUGUCAGGACCCUGAGGUGUACACUCAUGCUGUUUCAGAUGCCCGUUGUGUUUUCGACAUGGGAGAGGAGUUAGGUUUUCAAAUGCACAUUCUGGACAUAGGAGGAGGUUUUGGUGACACAGAAGAUAUGUUACAAAAGGCAAAGAGGGCCGUGAAACCUAUCCUGGAUGUGUAUUUCCCUCCUUCUACUGGUGUGUCAGUCAUUGCAGAGCCAGGAGCCUACUAUGUUUCUGCAGCCUUCACGCUGGCCGUGAACAUAAUCACAAAGAAGAUGGUAGCCCGUGAUUGCAGCAAUGACUCACAGGAUAGAGUAUCUGCAGAUGAUGAGCCUGAGUUCCAGUACUACAUGAAUGACGGGGUUUAUGGCUCUUUUGCAUACAAGCUGUUGGAAGAUUCUAUCCCAGCUCCAUCUGUGCACAAGGGGGCCAUGUAUCUGCAGGUGGUGUCUGCAGAGGAGCCUCUGUUCUCCAGCAGCCUAUGGGGGCCCUCUAGUGAUGGGCUGGAUCGGGUUGUGGAGCACUGUCUGCUACCUGAACUCAGUGUAGGAGACUGGCUCCUGUUCAGCAAUGCUGGGGCCAAUAGCCUGGGAACCUUAUCCUGCCAUGGAGAAGAGCAUAUACCGCACAUCUACUACACAAUCUCUGCAGGCGAUUGGUACGAGAUCCAGAAUUCUGGCAUCAUCUUAGACACCACCAUGAAAAGCAUCUCCCUGGUCCAUUGUCUUCCAUCUACCUUGCCAAAGGAUUCAGUUUCCUCUCCAGCUUAGCAUAAGUCCCUGCCCAGGGCUGGAAUUCCCUGGUAUUUAAGUCUCUGUAAUUGUUAUUAUAAAGGCAGACAGACAGGCAUUGAAUGAUCCUCCAGCCAAGAAUAUGAUGAGGAAAUUAGGAUGAGAAGACCAAAAGGACAGCAGGUUUAUAUCAGAUGCUGUCAUUGAUGAAAGGUGUAUCUGAACAACCUGUCUACUCAGAAAUAAAGUAUGCAGCAAAAAAAAUGAGAGACUUGGUCUAGAUGGGACCUCGGUUAUAGUGUCUGUAAUUUCCGUUUACACACAUGGUCAAUCUAUUUAAUUUUUUUAACAAUAUAAAAUAUCUCCAUAAUAUAUCUGUAUACGUACACAGAUGAUCUUAGUCAGUUAUCUGCCCAACAUGGGUCAACUAUUUAUUGAAACUAAGUUGGUGUUCAUGAAAUGUUAGGGUGUUUUGCAUACAAAUAUAUAAUUGUUGUAUGACAUUAUUCUGUCCUGAAUAAUCUACAUCAUACAUACAUAAAUAAUUAUAUUGGCAUCUAAUCAUACCACAAACAGGCAUGCUUAUUCAGAAGUCCUAGAAAUGCUGGACUCAUGGCAGCAUGAACAGGACCUUAAACUCUUCUUUCAGGUGGUAAUUUUAUUUUAUACAUGUCUUAAAGGCAAUUCUUGUAUUUGAAUGGUUUUGUGAUAUUGUCUCGCAUCUCUGAGUAGACUUGUUAUGAAUAUUUCAAAAGAGUGUUCAGCUGGUGAAUAUAUUUAACGCGAAUUUUAUGUUAAUAGUGGCCUCCAGGAGACCACCCCACCCACCAGAGUUUGUUUCCAAAUAUGCUUGCUAAAUGUGUUGAGCACACAAAAUAACUGCCCUGUUGCAAGCAGAGACUAUGACUCUCCAGUGCUCUGAAGUCGCCGUGUUGACAGGUGAUUCAGCACUGUGUUGGAUGCCUGGUUGUACUGAAUAGUACCAGGGCUCAUGGAAUGUGUUUUGGAUGGUUUUGUGAAAGUGUGGAUGGUUUGAGGGGGCUGUUUUUUUAGAAAGGUAUGAAUUGUAAGUUCUACAAAUCUGUCUAUGACUGAUGGAAGUGUGUUUUGUAAAAAGGCUUCAAGACAAAACGAGUGGUGUUAAAUGUCAGAUGUUUCACAUCAGUAUACAUUUUUACACCGGUAUGGGAAAAUAUGCACAUGAAGUUCAGGCAUCAGCAACAGGUAAUGGCCUUUGUUGUGCU
Messenger RNA from Chanos chanos (milkfish), 2637 nucleotides. RefSeq names its product antizyme inhibitor 1a (gene azin1a). Gene Ontology annotation, cellular component: cytoplasm. The record is from RefSeq and is a predicted model, not a curated record. Gene Ontology annotation, biological process: negative regulation of protein catabolic process; positive regulation of polyamine transmembrane transport. The coding region runs from base 56 to 1432 and encodes 458 amino acids. Gene Ontology annotation, molecular function: ornithine decarboxylase activator activity; ornithine decarboxylase activity. Lineage: Eukaryota; Metazoa; Chordata; Actinopteri; Gonorynchiformes; Chanidae. The transcript is spliced from 10 exons.